AUGGAGUACUCCAACUCCAAAAAGCCCAACAAGAUAACAGAGAUAGUGAGGCUCCAGCAAAUGCUGAAGAAGUGGAAGAAGCUCUCUGUUUCCCCAAGACCCAGCAGCAGCAGCAGCAGCAGCAGCAGCAGCAGCAGAGGCAUCAAGUUCCUCAAAAGAACCCUCUCAUUCACAGACACCAUCAACACUGCUCCUGCUUCUGCUGCUGCAGCAGCAGCAUCUGUGGAUGUGCCCAAGGGUUAUCUUGCUGUGUGCGUUGGGGAGGAGAUGCAGAGGUACGUGAUCCCAACAGAGUACCUGGGCCACAGGGCCUUUGAGGCGCUUCUCCGGGAAGCAGAAGAGGAGUUUGGGUUCCAGCAAGAAGGGGUGCUGAGGAUCCCCUGCGAGGUGGGGGUGUUCGAGAGCAUACUCACUGUGGUCGAGAAAACCAAGGAUGGCUGUUGGUACUACUGCUCCUCUGAGUCUUCUGAGUUUGCUUACAACCACUUCUCUCCUGAUAACCCACUGUGUAGGUAA
Molecule: messenger RNA, 516 nt
Organism: Ananas comosus (pineapple)
Lineage: Eukaryota; Viridiplantae; Streptophyta; Magnoliopsida; Poales; Bromeliaceae
Product: auxin-responsive protein SAUR72
Exons: 1
Coding region: 1-516 (171 amino acids)
Biological process (GO): response to auxin
Source: RefSeq, a predicted model, not a curated record